Molecule: messenger RNA, 2924 nt
Organism: Ostreococcus lucimarinus CCE9901
Lineage: Eukaryota; Viridiplantae; Chlorophyta; Mamiellophyceae; Mamiellales; Bathycoccaceae
Exons: 2
Coding region: 148-2850 (900 amino acids)
Cellular component (GO): cytoplasm; membrane; microtubule
Molecular function (GO): microtubule binding; GTP binding; GTPase activity
Source: RefSeq, a predicted model, not a curated record
CCGUCCCGCGCGACCGCUCGCCGCGCGCCGCGAGCGAGCGAAACGACGCGCGAGUUUUUACCGCGCGCGUCGACCCGCGAGCGCGACGCGACGCGCGUCGGACGCGACCGCGAACGCGCGCGAGAGGCGAUCGGAGAUUCAAACGCGAUGAGCCCGCCGGGGUCGUCGGCGCGACACUCGCCCGCGGCGUCGGGGGCGUCCGCCGAGCGGUGGUUGCAGAAGGCGUUCGGGGAGGCGAGCGUGAACGUCGUCGAUCGAGCGUCGGCGCGACGGGAGGAGGCGCGCGAAUCUUCGUACGGGGGUGCGAGGUACGAGCGGGAGACGGAGCGACGCGCGGCGCCGGGGACGGCGGCGAAGCCGGCGUAUUGGGCGCACGGACAAGCGGUGGAUUCGAGUCAAGACGAUGGACGGGCAUCUCCCAAGCGGUUCUUUAACAAGGCGAACGAGCGGUUGUACGAGGCGUAUUCGCAGUUGCACACGAUGGCGCAAGAGUUUGAUAAGCCGUUUGAUUCGCCGGCGAUUCUCGUCGUCGGACACCAGACGGAUGGAAAGUCGGCGCUCGUGGAGGCGUUGAUGGGGUUCCAGUUCAACCACGUCGGUGGUGGAACGAAGACGAGGCGUCCAAUCGCGAUCAACAUGAAGUACAACCCUUCCGCCGUGGAGCCGAGGUGCUUUUUGAUGAAGGACGACAAUCUUGGGCGCGAGGACGAGCUCUCGCUUCCCGAGUUGCAGGCGCACAUUGAAGGCGAAAACAGACGAUUGGAAAACGAGAACGGGUUUUGGGCGAAGGACAUCGUCGUGAAGAUCGAGUAUAAGUAUUGCCCGAACCUCACCAUCAUCGAUACCCCCGGUUUGAUCUCCGCCGCGCCGGGCCGAAAGUUUUCUGGUUUGCAACAGUCUGCGCGCUUGGUGGAGGAUUUAGUCAAGCAAAAGAUGCACCAGCGAGACUACAUCAUCUUGUGCCUGGAAGACAGCUCAGAUUGGUCCAACGCCACCACUCGGCGAUUGGUUCUCGAAGCCGAUCCCGAGCUGCGACGUACCGUCGUGGUGAGCACCAAGUUCGACACGCGAAUCCCGCAAUUUUCUCACUCGCAAGACGUCGAAAUGUUCUUGCACCCGCCGGCGCGUCUACUCGAGCCGACCGUCUUGGGUGGUGGUCCGUUCUUUUCCUCCGUGCCCUCUGGCCGCGUUGGACUCGCACGAGAUUCGAAGUAUCGCUCGAACGAUCACUAUCGGGAGGCCGUUCUCGAGCGCGAGCAACACGAUAUCGCCGAACUCGAGCGCCGCUUGGAUCGUCACCUGUCUUCGCACGAGCGCGGCCGCAUCGGCGUGAGCCAACUGCGAUUUUUCCUCGAGCGAUUGUUGCAGCAGCGAUACUUGGAGAACGUUCCCACGAUUGUUCCCGUGCUCGAACGCGAGCAUCGCAUCGCCACGAGCAAGCUCUCUGAAACCGUGCAAGAGUUGGCGGACUUGAACCAAGAUCACCUCAAGGAGAAGGGUCGCGCCUUUUAUCAGCACUUUUUGGAAAAGAUUCCGGAGAUUGUCCGAGGUACGCUCGCCGCGCCGCCGCGCAUCUUUGGCGAGUCUCUCGCGCACGAGCACAUUCGUGGCGGCGCGUUCGUGAACGCGGACGGUCGACCUUGCAUGCCGCAGCAACCCGUGCCAAACGCCGAUAUGCGGCUCUUCGGUGGCGCGCAAUACCAUCGAGCCCUCGAAGAGUUCCGCUUAAUCGUCAACGCCGUGGAGUGCCCGCCGGUGAGCCGAGAAGAUAUCGUCAACUCGUGCGGUGUUGAUGAAAUCCACAACGGUGUCAAUUACACGCGCACUGCGUGCGUCAUUGCCAUCGCUCGGGCUCGAGAAACGUUUGAGCCCUUCGUGCACCAACUCGGCUUCCGUCUGUCUCACAUCGCGCGACGAACUUUGCCUGUGGCCAUGUACCUUUUGCAAAAGGAGGGACGAAUUUUGAACGGGCACGAAGUCUUCUUGAAGAAGAUUGGCGGCACUUUCGCUCGAUUCGUGGACGACCGAGUCAAGGAAUGCCAAGAAAAGUGCCACGAAGACCUCAAGUCUACGACUCAGUUCGUCACUUGGUCGUUGCACUCUGGAAACAAGGCUGGUCUACGAAACGUCUUGGCGCCGCAUGAAGGCGAACAUGACGCGAAAGACGAAAAGCGCCGCUCCGGUGGCGAGCUCGUGAUGUCGGAUAAGGAGUUGAAGAACUGCAAGCUCACGGAUUUGGUUGAAAACACGCUCUGGAACAGAACGAUGAAGUCGGUCACGGUGGAUAUUGUUGACAUGUUGGUUCGUCAAAUCUUCUCCGGUAUUCGCGCACACAUCGUUCAGUCGGUCGAGCUCAAGUUCAACUGCUUCUUCCUUAUGCCUCUGCUGAACGACUUCAAUAGUUUUUUGCGCAACGAGAUGGAAGACGCGUUUGAGAUUAGUCUCGACUCCGUCUUCGACGUCAAGAGCGUCCGAAGCGCGCUCGAGUCUCGUCGUCACAAGCUUGAGAGCGAGCUCGAGCAAAUGGAGCACAUACAGUCCAAGUUUGCAUCGAUCCACUCGCAGCUCGAGGCAUCGAGCGGUAACUCUCCUGCAACGCAAGCCGCCGCGAAGGCAGCCGUUGGUGGGACGACGUUCCACAGCGCAGCUGCGCGCGAGAUGGCGGCGCAGGACGAAAUCCUUCGAGCGAGCCACGAUUUGAGUGAGGGCAUCGCCGAAGCCAAGGCGCAAUUCGCGCAAUAUUCGCCGAAUCCUAUGAGAGGCUCGAAGGCGUACGAGCCAUCUCCCAGGCGCUCGUCGGCUGGCCGAAGCCGAGACCGCGCGCCACUUUCGCCGAUGUUCCACAACUAAUAGGCGUUUUAUUUAUCAAGAAUGACGAGGGGCAAAACGGUUGUAAAAGAUUCGCAGUUCUUGUAUGUAUUCAA